Messenger RNA from Rhopilema esculentum, 4836 nucleotides. NCBI's taxonomy places the organism in Eukaryota, Metazoa, Cnidaria, Scyphozoa, Rhizostomeae, Rhizostomatidae. The record is from RefSeq and is a predicted model, not a curated record.
CCGUAAGACGAACAUCGUUGGUACAUGUGGAAUGGUGGUGAAUGUCGCAAAAUUAUUAUUUUUUUCAACAACGAAAAAAGUUUAAUAUGCAUUCAAAAAGCAAAUAAUUUUUAAUGAAGAGUCAAAUGAAUUUGAUAGAAAUUGUGAUCUUAGACAAUGUCACGACUCAUAGUUAGAAAUCUUCCAAAAACACUAGAUACAGCAAAGUUAGCAGAAUUAUUUUCCUCAAAAGGCGAGAUAACGGAUGCAAGGAUUUGCCGAAAAAGCUCAGGAGAUUCUAGAAGAUUCGGAUUUGUUGGCUUUAAAGAUGAAACCUCUGCAUCUGAGGCACUUGCUUAUUUCAAUAAGAGUUAUAUCGGGACAAGCAAAAUCACUGUAGAGCUCGCAAAAGAUAUCGGGGAUCAAACUGUUCCUAGGCCGUGGAGCAAGUACUCAAGUCAAAGUUCUGCAUUUCAAAGAAAUUCGAAAGAGAGGAAAGAACGCAGAGAGCGAAUUCAGUUACUGCAAGAUAAACUUUCUGCAUCUGCUAAAGGAAAGAGCAGUGUCAAUAAAGAGGAUAGAAAUAAGAAUAUAAUCGACAGUGUUGAAAAGAAAGAUACAAGCGAUGAACUAGAAUUAAACGAAUUUAUCAAAGCUCAUGAGAAGCCAUCACAAAAGAAAAUUUGGAGCAACGAAACUGUAGAAUCAGAAAUUGACAAGACUGCUAAAGAAUCAAAAAGCAGUGUAGAUAAAAAUGAAAAAAAGAAAAGUUCAAGAAAGGCAGUGGCUUCAAAUGAACUCACUGAUAUAGAUCAAGUUGAAGAGGAUGCCAAUGAUAAGGAGGAACAAAACAAUAUUGAUGAAGAAAAUGUAAAUUUCAAGAAAGAUGAUAAAUCUGAUCUGGACUGGCUACAGUCAAAGAUCACAAAGAAGAGUUCAAGUGAAGAUGAAAGCCGCACAGAGGAAGAUGAAGAAGAUGAUGACGAUGAUGAUGAUGAUGAUGAUGAUGAUGACGACGAUGAUAAAGAUACUGCAUCUAGUUCUGAAUCUGAUGAUUCAGUUUCUGAAUCUGAAGAGGAAGGUGACAUUGAAAAAAUGAACUUGACAGUCAAAAUGCGUGGAAUCCCAUUUUCUUCUACUGAAAAGCAAAUUAUUGAGUUUUUCUUUCCUCUAAAAAUCCUUGAUAUUCGAAUGCCUUUGGAUGAAAAGGGAAGGAAAAAAGGAUAUGCCUAUGUUGACUUUGAAAACGAAGAAGAUAUAAAUAUGGCUAUGAAAAAGAAUAGCAAAAAAAUAAAGAAUCGAUAUGUGGAGUUGUUUAGGAUGAAAAUGGAAGAUGAACAAUCCAAACGUCCUAAUGCGCUUUGGAUGCAAAAGGCUAUAGCCCCAAAUGAGGAAGAAGAACCAAUUGCCGAAUCAGGGCGCUUGUUUUUGAGAAACCUGUCGUAUUCAUGCACCGAAGAUGACGUGAGGGCAUUGUUUGAGAAGUACGGUCCUAUUGCUGAGGUUCAUCUUCCAAUCGACAAGGCAACAAAACGAAUCACUGGUAUUGGUUUUGUUACUUUUGUAAUGCCAGAGCACGCUGUUGUUGCUUUCAAUGAAUUAGAUGGAAAGGUCUUUCAAGGUCGAUUACUCCAUGUUAUACCUGCACGAGGCAAGAGAGCCACUGAAAACCAAGCUACUGGUCAAGAGGGAACAUCAUACAAGAAGGAGAGAGCUGCAAAAAUGAAAAAUUUGAGUUCGAGUGGCCACAACUGGAACACGCUUUUUCUCGGUCAAAAUGCCAUUGUUGAUACACUAGCACAGCGGAUGAAUGUACAAAAGAGCAAAAUUUUGGAAGCAGAAAAUUCUGAUAGUUUAGCAGUGAGAAUGGCUUUAGGAGAAACACAGCUGGUCGCAGAAACACGCGAGUUUCUCACAUCACAUGGUGUUAAAAUAGAUUCAUUCGGACAGGUGAAUACCAAAAGAAGCAAUGAAGUUGUCCUCGUAAAAAACUUGCCACACGGCACAAAAGACGUAGAGUUGAGAAAUCUUUUCGGCAAAUUUGGGGAUCUAGAUAAAGUUCUGCUGCCUCCUUCUGGGAUAACAGCAAUCGUACAGUUUGUACAGCCAACCGAGGCUAGAGCUGCCUUCAGAAGUUUAGCCUAUUCCAAGCUCAAGCAUGUGCCUUUAUAUUUGGAAUGGGCGCCAGCUGAUGUGUUUUGUGAGCCUCAGUUACCUGUAAAAGAGAAAGAGGCUGCUGAGGAUGAGGAAAAUAAGAACGAAGAAAAUGAUGCUGAUGAUGGGACAACAGAAAAUUCUGGCCGAAUUAUAUUUGUAAAAAAUCUCAACUUUGACACAAAAGAAGAAGACAUUGAACAGCAUUUUCAAAAAUGUGGCAAAGUGAGGUCUGUCACAAUCGCUCGCAAGAAAGAUCCAAAGAAGCCACAAGGGUUGCUGUCCAUGGGAUAUGGGUUUGUCGAAUUCAAACAUAAAGCUCAUGCAGACGAGGCAGUCAAAACAUUGCAGCAUUCGAUGUUGGAUGGUCAUCAGCUUGAGCUCAAGAAAUCCCACAGGAAAGAGGAAGGGGCUGAGACGACCAGGAAGCGUGCGUUGGCUAAGAAGCAAACAACAAGCAAGAUACUAGUGAGAAACGUCCCAUUUGAGGCAUCGAAAAAGGAGCUCAAACAACUUUUUGGAACGUUCGGAGAAUUGAAAACAGUGAGAAUACCAAAGAAAGUUGCUGGCACAGGGAGUCACAGAGGAUUUGCAUUCAUUGAUUUUGUUUCAAAGCAAGAUGCAAAGCGAGCAUUUAAGAGUUUGUGCCAAAGUACACAUUUGUAUGGAAGGCGUCUUGUGUUGGAGUGGGCUGAAGAUGACGAAACUGUGGAUAGCAUUAGAAACAAAACUGCUCUUCAUUUCAGAGAAGAGCCCCUGAAGAAGAAAACAAAGAAACAAGACAUUUUUGAUGCGCUAGAUAACUCACACAAUGAGGAUGCUCUUUGAAUUUCAGCAAGAGCAUUACUGUACGUAAAUAUAAUUCUAUCUUCUGACUUGAACCUUCUGUUAAAAAUUAUGAAAUCAUAUAGAGAUAAUAACCAUCAAAUCGAGCCUCUUAAUAGUUCAUAGUCAUCAUGCAAUUUGAUAAAAUUGCAGCCCUGGUUUGUCGUUUGUGUAUGGAAAUAUUGGCCUAACUCUAAAUGCUGUGAUAAAAUAGUGAAUGUUUUAUUUCAUCAGUUGAUCUUGCUGGUACUUAAUGCAUUUAAAUAUCAUUUUUGUAUAGUUUUGGGCAUUUAGGUAAAGCUUUGACAGGAGGUUUGGACAAUAUGGUGUCACUAUUUCACUUAAAACUUAAGGUUUAUAUUGAUACCCAGUAUUGUUUGAUAAGUUAAUGUGUUGUUUUUGCAUCUAUGCUUGUCUCAGCCAUAUCAUUUGAUAAGAAAAAUGCAUCUCCAGACAGGUUUGAGACAAAAAAAAGUCAUAUAAUUAAAGUCAGCGUUUAUGGAGGAAGUACAGCAGAAGCUUUUGAAUUUGGGGUAUUGCAAUAAGGGUUUAGCGCACAUUAUAGAUCGUUUGCAAAUAAAAUUUCGUAGCAGUUAUGAAGUAUAGAUUGUUAUAUGGUCUUUCUUUGUUAAAAGAAUUGUCUGCUAAAAACCUGGGGAUGUUUCAAAUUUAUAUACUUCCGGGUAGCAAAAAAUUACUAUUGCUUGAUUAAUUAGUUUCUCAAAAACCACAUUAUUACCACGUUGGUCCUUGUCCUUGGAACACUCAAUGUAAGAUUUUGAUGAAAUAAAGGUUUCUGGCUGUAAGAUACAGAAAUAUCCCCCUUCCACCCCCAAAAAAUGUUGGUUGAAAAGCCUAUUACUUACCCUAGCUGAUAGAGUUACAUUGGAUUAAUUUGAAGCUUUGAAACUGUUGUUAUUCAACAUUGUUUCAAAGGGGGAGAUGGGGAUGCUACUGAACUUGCGAAACUUUAGUGUGCUAAGACUUUUGGCAAGCAUUGUAUAUAUCCCUGCCUGAUAGUGUAAUCUGCAAGCAGAAUCAUAGACAUGAGUCAAUUGCAAAUAAAAAUUGCUUUAAUUUCCCUCACACAGUCUUAAUUGCCAUUCAUUUAUAUCUUUUGUCAAUUUCAAAGCCGAUUGGAUUACCAUUUGUAUCUAUUAAGGACAAACAUUGUUAUAGUCGUUCAGGGGUUGGGUAUUUUCUCUGUCCCAUUGAAAAAUUGUCAUGUUCCCAGAGUUGAGUUGGCGUACUUUUCAGAAAAAAAAUUGAUUUGAAAUCUUUUAGCACAUUUUUGACGUUUCCACCGAAGUAGAAGAAUAUUAAAUGCAGAAAAAAAGAAUGUUAAACUCCAAUUAAUGAAGGAGUAAUCAUUCAUGACCUAUCACCCUUGAUUCUUAUUUAGAUUUUUAAUAACGAUUUUGGUGGCUAUUUGCAUGGCUAGGGGUAAGAAAAAUUGGCUCAGCAAAUUAUAAUGGCGAUGAUAUAUAUGUUGAUAUGGUAAAAUGCCAGUCUAAUUCUACUCCAGUUUUUUAUGUCAUAUAACUGAUGGAAUCAUAUUUUGAAAGGUUUUUAUGUCAUUCCUUUCGCAAAGUAUUCCCGUAAACAGCGGCAUCUGCACAAGAAAAGGAUAGGGAGGCAAACGUAGGCACUAACAAUUUAUGCAAUGUUCUCCUUCUAUUUUAUAGGGCCAUAUUUUGCUUUUGUGUUGAAGGUAUACCUGCAAGUAAAUAUUUUAGUAAUUGCUAAAAAUCCCCUUAUUCUGUUUUUGCAUAAAUAAUGCCUUAUUUGAAACAUACCUAUAGCAGUGGAAUUGUCAGACCUUCAACUUUGCAGGGGCAAAAUAAUCUUAGAAAAGGUUCAGAGAAAUGGCUGUGUGUU